Molecule: messenger RNA, 1452 nt
Organism: Fusarium graminearum PH-1
Lineage: Eukaryota; Fungi; Ascomycota; Sordariomycetes; Hypocreales; Nectriaceae
Exons: 5
Coding region: 1-1452 (483 amino acids)
Molecular function (GO): heme binding; monooxygenase activity; iron ion binding
Source: RefSeq, a predicted model, not a curated record
AUGCCGUUCCUUAACUGGAUCUCUAUAUGGGCCAUAGGUAUCGUGGCCUACCUCCUUGCAUUUUUCAUUCGUCUAGGCCGGUCCCCUCUUAGACAAGUGCCAGGGCCAUUUGUCGCUCGAUUCACAGAUGCGUGGUAUCUUUAUCGCACCUGGAAAGGCCAUUUCGAGCAGGAUAACUUGGCGUUACACAGACAACAUGGCCCGAUAGUUCGAUACGGUGUGAACCGCUACAGUAUCGAUGACCCCCUGGCGUCGAAAACAAUAUAUGGACCAGGGUCAAAGUUCGCGAAAUCAACUUGGUAUGAUGCUUGGACUGCUCCCGAUAGCCCAUGGAACCUGUUUAGCGAUCGCUCCAUCAAACACCAUUCAGAAGCACGUCGACAAUAUCAGAGUACAUACGCCAUGUCUGCAUUGAUUGGCUAUGAAUCAUACGUGGAUGAAUGUGCUGAGCUCUUCAGUUGCCGCCUGGCAGAGCUCAGUCAAGGAGGGACUUCGGUCAACAUAGCUCAUUGGCUCCAGUGCUAUGCAUUCGAUGUCAUUGCAAGCAUCACGUACUCGAAACGGCUUGGCUUUCUUGACCAAGGAGAGGAUAUCGCAGGACUGAUGCAAACUCUUAAAAGCUCGAUCAGUUUUGCUACGCUGGUCGGUAUUUAUUCCCGCUGGCAUCCCAUUCUUUUCCGCCUCGUUAGUCUCGUGCCCGGCUCCGGCUCCAACGGAUUUCUCCAUGUUGAGCGCUUUACUAGAUCGUGUAUAAACGAUUGCAAGGCCAACCCCCGUGCAGUGCAUGACGAUCACGAAAAAAGUUCGGAUAGCGGCAUAUCCUUUCUGCACAAGUUUUUAGACAAACAUCAGAAGGAUCCCGAAAAGUUUACACAGUACCAUAUCUUCUCGGGUUGUACCGCAAAUAUGGCGGCGGGCUCCGACACUACUGCUAUCAGCCUCUCGAGUAUCCUCUACUUCUUGCUGAAAAACCCCCAAAGUAUGAAGAAGUUGCGCGAUGAGAUUGAUUCUAAGCAGAAGGAAGGCAAGCUGUCAGAGUGCCCGACCUUCAAGGAGAGUCAAGAUAUGCCAUACUUUCAAGUGUGCCAGAAGGAGGAGCGGACUUGUGUGGUCAACAUUUCCCUCAAGGUCUGGGUUCAACACAGAAAUGUGGGCAUAUUCGGCCCCGAUGCGGAUACCUUCAACCCCGAACGGUGGCUUACAGAUGACCCGGCUAAGCUUUCUUUGAUGAACCAACAUUGGAUGCCAUUUGGUCUCGGUUCUAGAACCUGUAUCGGGCGGCAUGUCUCAAUGCUAGAGAUUUGCAAGCUUGUACCUCGCCUCGUGCGUGACUUCGACUUCGAACUAGCUGGAGACUUGGCACUGCCAAAUUCAGAGUGGGAAUUGAAGAACCAUUGGUUUGUUUUCCAGAAUAAUUUCUUUGUCCGGGUUCGUUUGCGCACGUCGCAAUGA